ACGCUUCCGGAUAAGAUGGCGGCGCCCGCUGUUCUGUGGAGGCGGCUCAGAGGUCCCGGGCUGGUUGCGUUACUUGCACGCAUGUUUGAUCGGAAUAAGGACCGCGGUGGCAGGACGCCGCUGUUCCUCUUGGCUCCACUUGUGGCUCCGACGGUCCCGCAGGUUACUCCCCAGCGCCCUCCUCUUGGCUGCGUUUGCCCCCGGGGAGCUCAUCGAUUUCAAUGGAUUGGAAACCUAGUCCCGGAGUUUGGCAUCUCCAGCUCAGACGUGAAGAUUCUGUCUACCCCUUCGGAAUUCUACCAGAGCAUGAAGACACAGAUUAAAGCAGCCAAGAAACGUAUCGUAAUGGCUUCCCUGUACCUGGGAACGGGCUCCCUGGAGCAGGAACUGGUGGACGCCAUAGAGGAAACGCUUCGUAGCCCGGAAAGCUCGGAUCUGCGGGUCUCCAUCCUGCUGGAUUUUACCAGAGGCUCCCGGGGCAGGAAAAACUCUCGAACUAUGUUGCUCCCUCUACUGCGCAGGUUCCCGGACCAAGUGCGCGUCUCGCUCUUCCACACUCCGAACCUCCGCGGACUCUUGCGUCUGCUGACCCCGGAGCGGUUUAACGAGACCAUAGGUCUGCAGCACAUGAAGGUUUAUCUGUUUGACGACAACGUCAUCCUCAGCGGAGCCAAUCUCAGCGAUUCCUAUUUCACCAAUCGGCAGGACCGCUACGUUAUGCUUCAGGGCUGCCCCGACGUAGCCGAUUUCUUCGGCGAGCUGGUGUCCGCGGUGGGGGACGUGUCCCUGCAGCUGCGGCCGGAUGACUCGGUCGGGACAGAAGAAGGCAUGGAACACCCGUACCGAGGCAAUAAAGCCAAGUACUGUGACGCCGCCAAUCAACGUGUUAUGGGGGUGAUAGAGAGGGCUCAGCGCAGGCAGUGCGAGAAGAACAGCACCAGGUUCCGGAGCGGGACGCCCGCCUCGAACGCUCACGCUCCAGACACCUGGGUCUACCCGCUGGUGCAGAUGAAACCUUUCGGCGUUCAGAUAGACGAGCUGGUCACCGAGACGUUGCUAACGGAGGCCGAGAGGGGAGAUCGACUCUUCCUGACCACGGGCUACUUCAACCUAACGCAAGGCUACAUGGACCUGGUCCUGGGCACCCGGGCCGAUUACAGCAUCCUGCUGGCAGCCCCUGAGGUCAACGGCUUCUUCGGGGCCCGAGGCGUCGCUGGGGCCAUUCCGGCCGCCUACGUCCACAUAGAACGCCAGUUUUAUAAUGAACUCUGUAGACAAGGACAGCAACGCAGAGUCAAACUACUAGAGUAUUUCAGAGAGCUCUGGACUUUCCACGCUAAAGGUCUGUGGCUGUACCCGGCAGGGGCCGCUCUGCCAUGCCUCACUCUGAUUGGAUCCCCAAACUUCGGCUACCGAUCCGUUCACCGAGACCUGGAAGCUCAGAUUGCUCUCGUGACGGAAAACCAAGAGCUUCAGCAGCAGCUGCAUCAGGAACAGCAAAAUCUGUACACCCGCUCUGGCGAAGUGACGCCCAGCACCUUCCGGCAUCCGAGCCGCCACGUCAAGCUCUGGGUGAAGCUCGUGACCCCGCUGAUCAAAAAUUUCUUCUGAUCUGCAGCACGACGUCCGUGGUUGCGGAAGAACAACCCAUGAGAUCCAGGCCACAUGAAAGGGCCACAAACCCCCCCCCCCACUCAUUAUCGAUGAAGCGACUUGACACAGUUAGCUUUGUUGUCCCCUCACCACGUACAGGACUUACACCUCAGCCCCGAUGUUUCCGAGAGGUUCCUUCGAAUGAGGUGGUCUCCUGAGGAUCGUCAGGGUCCCAAUGAAGGUGCGCCCCCCCCAAGUCUUUUAACAGUCAGUAGACAUUUUUCCCGCGUGCUCCACGAGGCUUUGGGCAGAAAGGAAAUCUCCGCGGUUCGUUAAUCUCUCUUUCUCCAGAGUUUUUCGAAGAAUCUUGGACGCUUUUGAGUUUUCCGGAUAAACUAUCUUAAGGCCAGCUAUUUAAAUCCGCGUAACCUCAAUAAAGCCGCUAACGGAAGCAAACCCCCCCCCCCCCCGCGCGCGCGGUAGGUCGGGGCGAACGAGCGCGGGUCCCGACGAGGAAUGGAUGCUGUAGGGUAGCGUGGGCUCGGUGACGAAUAAUGUGAGCGGGGAACGCGCCUUUCUGCAUGAAAACAUAACUUGGGUGGGCUUUCUGUGACCUCAUCGUAUUUACCUGCCGGUACGCCGUGAGCUUCAUCGCCGACGUUUAUCGGAAGUUUGUACAUUUGAACUUUGUUGCGUUGGUGACAUUCAGCCGGCUCCCUGACCGGGAUUACGCGUUGAUAGUAAAUAAAAGACAUUCUAUAGAGUGUUGUUUUAA
This is a messenger RNA of Spea bombifrons (plains spadefoot toad), 2368 nucleotides long. It is a transcript of the gene PGS1, whose product is annotated as phosphatidylglycerophosphate synthase 1. The record is from RefSeq and is a predicted model, not a curated record. NCBI's taxonomy places the organism in Eukaryota, Metazoa, Chordata, Amphibia, Anura, Pelobatidae. The transcript has 10 exons. Gene Ontology annotation, cellular component: mitochondrion. Gene Ontology annotation, biological process: cardiolipin biosynthetic process. Bases 16 to 1611 code for a protein of 531 amino acids. Gene Ontology annotation, molecular function: CDP-diacylglycerol-glycerol-3-phosphate 3-phosphatidyltransferase activity.